Huiozyma naganishii CBS 8797 is the source of this 975-nucleotide messenger RNA. RefSeq lists its product as uncharacterized. The record is from RefSeq and is a predicted model, not a curated record. NCBI's taxonomy places the organism in Eukaryota, Fungi, Ascomycota, Saccharomycetes, Saccharomycetales, Saccharomycetaceae. The coding region runs from base 1 to 975 and encodes 324 amino acids. The transcript has a single exon.
AUGUUGUGCGACAGUGACGUUGCCACUUCCUUAGCAGGGCAACGUGAUGCCUGCAAUUGGAGGGUUUGUCGGGUACUCAACGAACAGGAAUCCCCACUAGGUUCUGAACAUCGCUCUCUAUGGUUUUUGUGCACAAUUUGGGGUCCACAUGAGCAGUCCAUACUGUUUCUUCUACUACAGUCGGCGCUGCCAUUCCAGGAUACAGGACUAGUCAAUCCAAUCAUAUCCGAACUGCGUCUCGAAAGCAUAGAGGAACAAUAUAGGACGCAAGGGUUUGAAGCGGUUGAUAAUGAAACGAUUAUCCAAGAAAUCCAUCACCUGGAAGAGCUCUGCAUCAACGAUAUCGCUUUAUCCAUUUCAAUUAAUCCCGCAAAUGGUGAUUCAAGCUUGAGACUGACGUUGACAGUCCCCAAGGUCGUCUCUUCGCUGGCCAAUUCAGUUGUCGCCAAGUUGUACAGUAGCCUCAUCGAGCAGUUUAUAGAGGGAGGCCAAAAUCUGUUGACCUUGGUGCACGAGCAAGAGGAGACAAUACACCGAAAGGACGAUGUGGUUCAGUUUUUGAAGGAUACUACAGUGGAUCUUGGUGGUAGCAGUACAAUUGACAGGUGGGCUCCCCCUGGUUCCAUAAACUACCAUGUUUUGAAACCGCGUGGCGCCCGUCGCGUGAACAAACUGGAUUUGAACCGCGAAAGCUCGGCAAGACGCAUCCUGUGCAGUAAGAUAUUGGACAAUACACGUUUGUGGGCCAACCCAAUCGGCGAGGAGGCCAGAGAGCCACCGUUGAAGCGCACUACAUCCUUUGAUGAGGAGCUCGCGUCGAAGGAGGAGCGCGAGAUUGAUGUUGUUGAAUUUGACAAAGAACCGUCCUCUUCGAUAAAUACGGGCUCCUCAACGGAGGGUUCUACACCGUCUCCAAGCAAGCGUCUACGUAAGUUUGGCAAAAUCAAAGCCAAAACGGAUGGAGAGGCUAGUUGA